Molecule: messenger RNA, 848 nt
Organism: Rhododendron vialii
Lineage: Eukaryota; Viridiplantae; Streptophyta; Magnoliopsida; Ericales; Ericaceae
Product: glycine-rich protein A3-like
Exons: 3
Coding region: 165-662 (165 amino acids)
Source: RefSeq, a predicted model, not a curated record
AUACGCGUUAGUUUGACGCCUCGAAUCCCAAAAUAAGAAACAAACCGAAACCAUAAAUACACAUACACACGUAUCUUAAUUGCCUUCAUUCUUUCUUUCGAUAGCAGUUGGAGCUUUUCGUGGGAACAUUGGCAAAGCGAUAGUGAUUUUUUGUUGACGAAACAAUGGGGAAGGACAAACACCAUGAAGGUGACAAAGGGCUUUUUUCACAUCUUGGUCAUGCCGCAGGUGGGUAUCCUCCAGGACACUACCCUCCACAACAUGGGGGCUACCCUCCCCAAGGCUAUCCACCACAAGGAUAUCCCUCACAUGGCGGCUACCCACCUGCUGGAUAUCCACCACAAGGCUACCCACCUGCUGGAUAUCCCCCUGGUGCAUACCCACCAGCUGGUUAUCCAGGCUCAUCUGCUGGACAUCACGGAGGGCAUGGGGGCUUGGGAGGGAUGAUAGCUGGGGGUGCUGCAGCAGCAGCAGCAGCUUAUGGUGCUCAUCAGAUGUCGCAUGGUGCUCACCACGUCGCACAUGGUGGUGGUUACGCUGGACAUGGUUACGGUCACGGAAAGUUCAAGCACGGAAAGCAUGGGAAGUUCAAGCACGGGAAAUUUGGCAAGCAUGGAAAGCACGGAAUGUUCGGACACGGAAAAUUCAAGAAGUGGAAGUAAUUCUGUGUGCCUUGACUGAAUCUGAACAACGCUCACUCUAUAUAGUUGCUAAUUUCUGGUUUUACAAAUAAUGCGUACGCUUUCGGUUCCAGUAAGCGUUUAUUUGACUGUCUAUACUGCUUUGUUGCCUUGAUUUGUCAGUGUUACUGUAGUUUCCCCUUAUGAUUUAUGCUUUCUUGGCUGCCA